Adineta steineri is the source of this 699-nucleotide messenger RNA. The record is from the annotation of a GenBank genome assembly. NCBI's taxonomy places the organism in Eukaryota, Metazoa, Rotifera, Eurotatoria, Adinetida, Adinetidae.
AUGAAUGGGCAUCCAAGUAAUACGAAACAACAACAUCCGAAAAAUAUAAAACAAUUACCGCCAAAUCAUGAACAGCAAGAUUCAUUAGGUAUCCCAUCAAAUUGCUCUGCGAACGUUGAAUCAUCAUCCAAUAUGACGACUACCAACAACAAUAAAAAUAAUAACAAGAAAUAUUUCAAAGUUUUAUUAAUUUCAUUUGGAGUUUUACUUAUUCUUGGUGUUCUGGCAUGUGUAGUAAUGGGUAUUUAUGCCUUGGUUUAUAUAAAUAAAACAACGGUAGCAUCAACAACAGUGACAACUAGUACAACAAGUACGACAACGACGUUCUUACCACCACAAUGUUAUUCGUACAUGAUCAUCAAUGAUACAACACGGUUGAUAACAGCCGGAAGUGGAAGUGCAACCGAUUAUGGACUGUUUUCAACCAGCACUUUGGUUCGCUUCUUUGGUGCAGGUGGGACUCAAAUAGCAACAUCACCAACGGGCGGAUAUCACUGUGGUUCAACUUAUAAUGGUUGGUACGCAGGAGCAUUGCCUUCGUUUAGUAAUACUGUUAGUGGCAUAAUGUGUUAUACAGACAAUUCAUCACCAUGUACUUAUUACAAUACAAUAUUGGUAACUAAUUGUGAUUCCUUUUAUGUGUAUGAUCUCAUUAAUCCACCCAACAAUUUCAAUGAUAUGCGUUAUUGUACUGUUUAA